AUGCAGAGGGUCAACCUCUCAACAGUAUCUGAAUUUGUUUUUGUGGGCCUCUCUGAUGCUCCAGAAAUCCGUUUGCUCCUCUUUGUGCUGUUUCUGCUCAUUUAUUUGGCCACCAUGGCAGGCAACAUCACGCUACUCGUUGCCAUCGGCACUGACUCCCACCUGCACAGCCCCAUGUACUUUUUCCUCGGCAAUUUAUCCCUGCUGGAUCUCUUAUGUCCCACCAUCACCGUGCCCAAGAUGCUGGGGGCCUUGCUGCUGGAGCACAAAGAGAUUUCUUUCUCUGGCUGCCUGUUCCAGCACUUUUCCCUCAUUGCUGUGGUGGGCACGGAGAUUCUUCUGCUGACUGUGAUGGCUUACGACCGCUACGUGGCUGUGUGCCACCCCCUGAGGUACCCGAGCAUCAUGAGCAUGCAGCUGUGUGCUCAGCUGGCCGUGGGCACCUGGGCAACAGGGCUUUUGAGCUCCCUGCUGAACACCUCUCUGGUUUUCACACUCUCUUUCUGUGGUCCUAACAAAAUCCAGCAGUAUUACUGUGACAUUCCCCCUGUGCUGACCCUCUCCUGCUCGUCCACCCGCAGCAGGGAGUUGGUGAUCCUGGUGGUGGCCGGGGUGCUGGGGGGCGGCGCCUGCAUGGUCACUGUGGUCUCUUACAUCUAUAUCCUCCUGGAAAUCCUGGCCAGAAACGCCCCUGGGAUAUGGCACAAGGCUUUCUCCACCUGUGGUUCUCACCUGACUAUAGUUUGCCUUUUCUACGGGACCACCAUCUGCACCUACGUCCGCCCUUCCUCCACCUAUUCCCUGCAGUGGGAUAGGGUCGUGUCCAUGCUCUAUGGAAUGCUCACCCCGCUCCUAAAUCCCAUCAUCUACAGCCUCAGGAACAAAGAGGUAAAAUGUGCCCUAAAAAGAGUGCUGCGGUCCAUACCAGACAAAGCACUUUGUCUGAAAAUGGAAUGUUACUUCAUUCCCAAGCUGGAGGAUGAGUAA
Ficedula albicollis (Collared flycatcher) is the source of this 987-nucleotide messenger RNA. RefSeq names its product olfactory receptor 5V1-like. The transcript has 3 exons. Lineage: Eukaryota; Metazoa; Chordata; Aves; Passeriformes; Muscicapidae. Gene Ontology annotation, cellular component: membrane. The record is from RefSeq and is a predicted model, not a curated record. Gene Ontology annotation, molecular function: olfactory receptor activity; G protein-coupled receptor activity. The coding region runs from base 1 to 987 and encodes 328 amino acids. Gene Ontology annotation, biological process: G protein-coupled receptor signaling pathway.